UGCAGAUCGCCUUUCAGAAACAGAGAGAGAGAGAGAGAGAGAGAGAGAGAGAGAGAGAGAUAUGAUGACGGGCUGCGCCACCAUGAAUGAGAUGGAGACGAAGGCGGCGGUUCGGUUCGGCAUCAUGGGAUGCGCCGCCAUAUCGAGGAAGGUCUCCAGAGCCAUCGGCCUCGCUCCUGACGCCCGGCUCGUGGCAGUGGCGAGCCGCACACUGGAGAAGGCGCGGCAGUUCGCGUCGGAUAACGCCUUCCCGGAGGACGCCCACAUCUACGGCUCAUACGAUGAGCUUCUGCAGGACCCGGUGGUGGAGGCGGUGUACAUCCCCCUCCCUACGUCUCUCCACCGGCGGUGGGUAGCGGAGGCGGCCCGGUCGGGGAAGCACGUGCUGGUGGAGAAGCCGGCGGCGCUGAACGCCGGCGAGCUGCAGGAGAUGCUGGCGAUCUGCGAGGAGAAAGGGGUGCAGUUCAUGGACGGGACGAUGUGGAUGCACCAUCCGCGGACGGCCAAGAUGCGGGAGCUCCUCUCCGAUGCCACCCUAUUUGGAAACCUCAAAUGGGUACACAGCACCUUUACAUAUGUUGGCGACGCCUAUUUUCUUGAGAACGACAUCAGAGUGAAGGCAGAUCUUGAUGGUCUGGGUGCUCUGGGGGACGUCGGGUGGUACUGCAUCAGGUCCAUCUUGUGGGCAGUCGACUACCGACUGCCGAAGACCGUGACGGCAAUUCGAGGCUCGGUUUCCAGAAGUGCGGCGGGAGUUCUUCUCUCAUGCGGCUCCUCUCUGCAGUGGGACGACGGCAGAGUGGCCACCUUCCAUUGCUCCUUCGAUGCCAAUUUGACCACGCACUUAACUGUCACCGGGACCAGAGGGACCCUUGUCCUUCAUGACUUUGCCCUGCCUUGCGAGGAUGAUUCUGCAACUUUUUCCUUCUCAUCAGACACGGGACUCUCGGCGCAGGAGAGGGAAUGGCGUCCAUUCCCAUCUAUCGAGCAUCGCGUUCCGACUGACCUCCCUCAAGAGGCGUGCAUGGUGAGGGAGUUCGCGAGGUUGGUCAGAUGCAUCACGGAAUCUGGUUCGAAGCCCGAUCAAACAUGGCCUGCCAUCACGAAGAAGACGCAUUUGGUGAUUGAUGCAGUUAUGGCUUCCAUAGAGAAGGGAUUUGAGACUGUGCUACUGUGAUUUGAAUUACAAUAUGAUGCGAAGAUCAACUGAUCAAGCUGAUCUGCUUGACGCGUGCCAUGCAUGUCGUCUGCUUCUGUUUCUUAAUGCGGCUUAUGUCUGAAGCAUUUGGUUGCAGUUGGCGACCAAUGCUUUUGUUGGUUUCUGUACCCGCUUUGUUGCUCUUUGCAAUAAAACUUUCCUCCAUGUUU
Messenger RNA from Nymphaea colorata (pocket water lily), 1368 nucleotides. RefSeq lists its product as uncharacterized. The transcript is spliced from 2 exons. Lineage: Eukaryota; Viridiplantae; Streptophyta; Magnoliopsida; Nymphaeales; Nymphaeaceae. Gene Ontology annotation, molecular function: nucleotide binding. The coding region runs from base 62 to 1177 and encodes 371 amino acids. The record is from RefSeq and is a predicted model, not a curated record.